Messenger RNA from Octodon degus (degu), 7805 nucleotides. RefSeq names its product transmembrane protein 170B (gene Tmem170b). The coding region runs from base 45 to 443 and encodes 132 amino acids. Gene Ontology annotation, biological process: negative regulation of canonical Wnt signaling pathway. Gene Ontology annotation, cellular component: plasma membrane. NCBI's taxonomy places the organism in Eukaryota, Metazoa, Chordata, Mammalia, Rodentia, Octodontidae. The transcript has 3 exons. The record is from RefSeq and is a predicted model, not a curated record.
CGCCCGGCGCCCCCCGAGAGGGCGGCGGGCGCCCCCCGGGGAAGAUGAAGGCGGAGGGGGGCGACCACUCCAUGAUCAACCUGUCGGUGCAGCAGGUCCUGAGCCUCUGGGCCCACGGGACGGUGCUGAGGAACCUCACAGAGAUGUGGUACUGGAUCUUCCUCUGGGCUCUCUUCUCCUCGCUGUUUGUCCAUGGUGCUGCAGGAGUGCUGAUGUUUGUGAUGCUGCAGAGGCACAGGCACGGAAGAGUGAUCUCCGUCAUUGCAGUCAGCGUUGGCUUUCUGGCCUCUGUAACUGGAGCAAUGAUUACUAGUGCAGCGGUCGCUGGCAUCUACCGAGUCGCUGGAAAGAACAUGGCCCCUUUGGAAGCACUGGUGUGGGGUGUUGGGCAGACUGUAUUGACAUUAAUCAUCUCCUUCUCAAGGAUCCUCGCUACACUCUGAGGUUUCUGAGGGAAUGUCCUGUUUCACGUAAGAAAACAGAUGUACAGAUUUCCUGAAGAUGGCAUUGUUGGCAAGUGGAAAGGAAGUGCAAAACCGUGGCCGGAGCAAGUCAAAGCCUAAGAAGACCUCAUGCUGUGUGGAAAGACAGCCCUCUGGUGUUCAAGCGAUUGCACUACCGCCCUGCACCUUAUGUGCCUCCGUCCCAGGCAAGGUGCACCUAGACACUACGUGAAUCCACAAGAAAAGCACCUUGUUUAGCUGCCCAUCAGGUUAACUUUGGCGUUCAGAUCAUCAUUCUUAACAGUGUUGUGUUGAGUUCCAGGGACGUUUUGAGGAAUUGAUACAUGUGCCAAACUCUUCUUUUUGUUCACAUUGAUCAUGUGAUGAUUUGCAAGUGUAGCUAUAGAUGAGUGCUGUGAACAUGUUUGACAUGAGUUUGAGUAAGCCUUUGUUUUGUGUGCUCAGUCCUGUAUGAGUGCUAAAUACUGAAUCUUUUAAUGUGAGAAAAAUUACUUGGUUUUUAAUGUUGAGCAUCUCGGGGAUUUAGGGUUUUAGUAUGUUUAGGCAUUAUUGUUAUUGAACUUAUAAUAAUAGUCUUCUUAGAGGAAGACUAGCUAAACUGUUUUAAGGACUCAAAUUAGAUCUAUAGGGUGCAUACUUUUCGCUAACUUAACACCCUUUUAAUAGUUUUCGUCAUGCAUAAAUAUUGUUUAUAUGAAUUAAAAAUUUGUUUCACACACUGUCAUUUGUGUGUCAUAAAAUAUAAUUUGAAAAUUCUGUUAUAAACUUUGUAAGGAAAAAAGUCUGGAAUGCAAGUUACAUUCUUUGUCCCUUCUAAAAAAAGCUUUUGCCCUGUAUCUCAUGGAGAUACUAUCUUUAUAAUUAAUAUGGUAAUGGGAUUAUCCAUGUAUCUUGAUUUUUGACAAACCUGUCUUUCAUUCUGGAGUAUUAACUAUGUACAGAAUGGCCUAAAUUAGGCUCUGGAAGUAAAAAGCUUCAUUCGUAGAUAAAUAACUAGUAAGUUACACAGGAAGAAUAAUAGACUGUCUUACUUUGGCUGUGUGGCAGUGUCAUGAUUCUGCUAAUACUGGGGAAUAUAGUAAAUAAUUUAAAAAAUUGUCAGUUUCAGCCUAUCAACACAGUACAGAACAUAUACUCAUAUGAUUCAUUUCAGUUUUGAGUUCUUGAUACACUGAACAGUUUUUAAGUUGAGAAGUUAUGAUAUAAGUUUACUAGACUCAUCACUUUUGCUAACAAUGGAAAUGUCCUUUGUAUAACACUCUUUAAGAAGUUUUGGUAAUGCACAGUUGCUUAUAAGAAUAUAAGAAGUAGGUACAAUUCAACCCUGGUUGAAUGGGUCUCCUAUGAGACUUUUUGGGCACCAGUUGCAGUUAUAAAUGUGCUAACUUCAGGGAAGACCCACAGCAGAGACAUUAAGGAGAAUUCAUUAACCAACCCAGCAACCUACCUUUUUGUUUAACUUGGUUUUACUUUUUUUAGUAGGUUUCUUUUAUAUCCUGUGAAAUUUCAGCUCCACCAAAAUGAGUAUAUCAACUGAGUGAGGUGUUAAGGAGUACAGUCCAUGUUAGGGGUUUAUUAGUAUUGUGGCUUAGAAGCUUAUUUUAAAAAAUAAGCAACUGUGUGUUCUGAUAGAUCUUUGUGGUAAAUGUUAAGCUUAAUUCUUUAUGGUGCAAAAGCCUAUUAUUAUUUUCAUAUGUUAUUUAUAUUCUUGGUGUUUCCUCAAAUUAAAUUUAGAUAUAACUUUUUCAAGUCAGUUUGAUUUUCCUUUUCUGAUAGACUCCAAUUGUGAUCUUCCUCUACUUUGGCUGUGUUCUUCCAGCAGAGUUACCAAUAAUAUGUGGAAAUUGUUUCAGAUGUACAGGUUGAAUAUUUAACAUACAAUUAUUUUUUAUUUAUAAAAGUUAUCAUGGUAAGAUAAUAUAGAACAUAUGGUUCAUAAUCCAGAAAAUAACUUGGAUGCAUUGAAUAUAUGAAUUAUGGACCAAAGAGAUUUGAAUUCUUAUUUUUAUUCUAGGAUAAAGUUAUGAUUGAGUGGUUAAUAAAUAGUGUGUGGGGUGCCCUGCAGUUAUGCCAGUAUCAAGUUGAUUUACAUUAAGAAUUGAGUGUGUUGUAUACUGAAAUACUUAGAUGGACAUUUUUGGUUUCUGUGCUGCUCUCAGUUAUUUACAUUGAGAAAUUGUGUAUCUGUCACUCUUGAUAUUUGAAAUGUAGUUGUAUAGUAUGAAUUUAUCAGUUGCUUUAAUAGCUGUUUAUAUGCUGAGUUUUUUAAAGUUAAUGGCUUUCCUAUAGAGACAAAUGUAUGUACCUAUAUGUGUACAUACAAAUGAUAUAUAUGUCUGUACAUAUGUAUCAUUAUAUACAUACAGAGAGAGAUAUGUGUGCAUACACACUCCAAUUGGAAAGCUUUUGUUUAAUGAACACUUCAGUGUUAGUGAAUUUGAUACAUUUGUUUGGUUGAAUGGUCUUCUGAAUAGAUUUGAAGAUGUUUGACAUUACGCCGGGAAAUUUUUCGGGGGGUAAUGGUGUGAGAAACCCUCGUUAGGGACAUGACGAAAGCUCUUAUUGAUGUAAUUUGGCUAUACUUUCUUAAAAAUUGUAUGUGAGUUAGCAGGGAAUUUUCUUUAUGGCAAGUACAAGUAGAUACUGAGGGAAUCCUCUGUGGUUGACACUAAAAAUGUUUAGCAAACUAUUGCUGAUAAUGGAUCAGUUCCCCAAAAAAGGAACUCCUGGACGCCCAAAGCCAUUGAGUAACAUCUGAUUAGAAAUAUCAGUAGAGCACAGUUAGCCAGGAGGGCCUCAGGUAAGCUACAAGCAGUACUUAAAAACUUUUUUUUUCUUUUUUUUAAAAAAAGGAAGUACACCUCACUACCCAUGGCACAGUUUGGUCAGUUACUGUGGAAAGUUCUGAAUUAUGGUGUAUUUAUUGUGUGCAGCUUGUUAUUUUAGAUCUUAGUGUUUACCAAGCAGUGUUAAUCUGUUACCCAAUAUGCAGUCUUUGUACUUGCUGCAUACAUUUUACCCGCUAGAGCCCCAAACCCACAUGCGGUGUGUUUGUACUUUAAAUGACAGAAAAGGAAGGGAAUAAGUUGGCCUCUUUAUUUUCUAUUUCUGAUGUAAAUAGAACAGGAACAGAGAUAAUUUCAAAAUCAGUGAAUAUUGUUAGAGUCUGGAACCUCCAGGUAAGAAGAGGAACAUGGGGCUGCCGCUCUUGCGCCCAUGCCAGCACCUUGGUGCCAGCUAACUCAGUUUUGUGAGCACUUCUUCCAGACCCACUGUGUGCAGUGCUAUACAGUGUUGUGUUGCGUAAGAACAAAUGGGCUUCCUGCCUUCCAGCCCACUAAGAGCUAGCGAAACAAUUUCAGAUCUUAAAAAAUGCUGGCACAGUAUUUCACUUCCUGAUUUGGUUAGCAGUUCUGAUUCUGCCCCUACCUUAUGCAUAUUUUCCCAUUACAUCCGCUAAAUGGAAUUUUACUAGCUGAGAUGCUGUUGAUGUGACAGAGUGAAGUGUGCUCGACUCUAGAGGCGCAGACUUAGAAUCCAGCCUGUCACUUACCAUCCUUCUGAGCCAAGCAGUCCUUUAACUCUUCGAGCCUCAGUUCAUAUUCUGUGAAAUUAUUACGCUUUAUAUCAUUGUUAUGAGAAUUAUUUAUGAAUGGCACAGUGAUAUGUAAUUACAGUAAACGAUCAAUAGUCACCAGAAUUUUUUAAAAUUAUAAAUUUAAGAAAAAAACUAAAAAAGUGAUCUUGUAAUCUUACUCCUUUAUCUCCCCUCUACCCCUUUAUUUUUUAAAUCAGAUACUUGUCUAAGUACACUUUGGGAAUUGGUAGGACCAGCGUGGCUUGGGCAGUCAGGGUUACGUGAUGGGCUCCACUUAGCACAGGUUAGAAUAGAAUAGAAGCAGCCACGAUCUACUGCUUCACCGGUUCCUAUCUAUUUUCUAUAGAUUCGAUUCACUGAAAACAUUGGUUGGCUCUCUGGUAUACACAGAUUAUUAUCCUUGUUUAAGAGGUGGAGAAGCGAGUGAGGUGGAGCCCUUCGACCACACAGCCAGCCCUUUCUUCUUCUGCCUCAUUGGGCAUGCGGCUCUGCAGCACACUGCUGCUUCGGUUAGAAACGGGGGUGGUAGUGUCCACAUCCUACCCGUGGGCCAGGCCUGGGUGUGGCCCUGCUGCUGGUUUGUUGGGCCUCCUGUAUUACCCCAGAGGCAAUACUCUUUUAGAUAUAUACCCAUCUUGUCAUGCAGGAAGUAACACGAUGCUAAGAGCACCUUCUGAAGUAUCCCCAGCCGGCUGCUCUCCUGCUCUAAGUUUUCUCACAGAAAGCCUCACACAGAAUCUCUUUAAACAUAGUUUUCAGGAUAUGAGGGACAUGAAGUUACUGAAGAAAUUAGAAUUAAACUUUGAUUGUGGACAACUAGGUAAAUUUCUGUUUCCUUUAAUAAUCAGGAAUGAGGCUCUCAGUAAAAUGGACUAGUAAUCAAAUGCUCUGGUAAUCACUCUUCAUUUCUCCAUCUCUUUAAAAGUCUUCCAGGCAGAAGGAACAUAAUGUGAUUAAAAAGUUUAAUACUUUCAAAUGUGGCACCAAGAUGUUGCCGAGGGAAGUUUAAAGACAAGAAGCCGUGGUGGGGAGCUGCUGGGCCCAUGAAGCUCCUCGCAUCGCGAGAACAUAGCUCCUUUCCGCUGUGAGCCGCACGCGGGGUGCGAGCAUGUCCUGCUCAUCUGCACAGUUCGGUGUUCCUUCCUCGUGGGCACCCUGGCCACCGCGCACUUGAAGUCCUUUGCGUGCGUGCGUGCGUGUGUGCGUGUAUGAAAGAGAGAGAGAGAGUGAUUAUAGGUUUGCUCUUUUAAUUUGAGUAUCUUUGUCCUGUUACAGAGAAUGCUCUAUUACUAAGGUUGCUGUGAAUUAUUGAUCUCAAAACAUAGCUGUGAAUUUCGCAGAAACAGUAGUUAAUAUAUGAGGUAGUUUGACUUCAUAGUUAUAGGGUGAUGCACUGAUGAAUUCUUCAUUAAAUUAGCACUCCAGCUUCUGAAUGGAGUGAGCUAUGAACUGCAGUCAUCGCCCCUGCCUUUAGGAGGUCCUCUUCCCGUUCUCCACACUCAGUGCACAUGUGUGGAACUUGCACAGGAACUCUUCCUUGAUUUUAAGACCUAACUUAACAAUUUAUGUGAAGCCCUGCACCCCUUCUCCAAACAGAUGUCCUACAUUAUAGUUUAAACAUGUGGUUUUUUGAUAGAAGCUGGAGUGUUGGUUGAUUCAGAAGAGAAUUUUCAACACCUGUGGUUAUGCAGCCAGCAUCUCUUUGACAAUUAAAUAGCUGUAGGAAAGACAGGACAGCAUGACGCUCUUAUAUUUUACUUUAGGUUGUCUCCCCCACUCAUACACAGUAUAUUUUCCAUCAGUAAUAUGACUGUCUUCUUUUCUUGAAAUUCUUUAGGUCUAUACUGAAACUAGAAAGCAGUAUGCCACAAAUGUAUAGGAAGAGAGACUAAAAAUCCAUAAUCAUCUGAUGAAACUCAUGACUAUGACCUUUUUCCUGAAUAUGAAUUGGUAAUUACUAAAAAUCAUCACUGCUUUUAAAACCCUAUUUAAAUGGAUAUUUGCUUGAAAAUUCUGGUGAUAAAAAGCUUUUUAAAAAAUGUACAGUAUGUUGAUCUCAUCACUAUCUUUGGGAUGGGACACUUUUAAGUUUUCUCAUAGCAAGCAAGUUGAGGUGCUUGUUAGAGUAGGAAAAAAAUGGGUCACUUUGAGUACUGGCUGCGUGGCUGAACUAAUUGUUGACAUUUUCUUAGUGUUUGUAGUAUUGGGUGCCUGUGCUGUGGAGGAAUUCAAAGCGCUCUGACUCUCACCAACGUACACGCAGGGAGUCUGCGGGUUUAGAUGAACAAAUGUGAAAUUCCCUAGUAGUUUUACAUUUAAAUUUAUAACUUGUUAAAAUCCGUAUGAUUUCCUACCAUAAGUAUUACCCCUUGACUCCAAUCAUUUUGAGAGCAACUUUUUUAAAGUUAACUAGCUAAAAUGUUUUUAUUAGAGUACCAACUGUAUAGUUUACCCAGCAGACAUUGAAAGAUCACUGAUGAAUCGGUUAAAUCACAGUACCAUUUUAAAAAACUAAGUGAUGCCUUAGUGCCUUGAAAGCUACAAUACUUUUGCAAAGUGGAUCUAGCAGAAGUCAGAUUGGCACUGAUGAGUUGGCUGCGUAUGCGUCCCCUGUGGCUGGAGCUUGAGUCUGGGAAGGGUGUCAUGAGAACAGGCCUUGGCGGCUAGCCUCUUAGGAUUCGAUACAAAUCAGCUACCUAGCCAUGGGCUAGGACAGAUGACAGCUACUUUCAUUAUGUUCUCACGAUGUGGCAUUUUCCUCUAUCUUUUCCUUUUUCCAAGAAAGUAUGAAAUGGGGGAAAGUGUAGUCAAUCAUUUACAUUUUUAGUUUUAUUGUAAACUAGGGAACCUAGUGUGAACAAAAUUAGUUUUAUAUUGUAGUGUGUAUGGGGCAAACACUUUAUGUAACCUUUAGAAAUACGUUAAUCAGGGAUUUAUUUUUACUAUAGAAAUAUAUUAAAUGUACUGUGAAGCUUAAAGAUACGAAGAAUAAGCAUUGGAAGGGUAACACAAAAAAGCAAAAGCAUAUUUGACGAAGUACCCUGCAUUAUGUGAACACAACUUCCCUCUGUUACGACUAUAAGCUACACUGUAUGAGUAUGUGUACUGCAUGUUUACAUAAUACAGUUUAAUUUUGAAGGAUUAUUUAAAAAACUUUAUAUAGAAUACCUAACAAGCUGUAAAUAUUGUAUACUAUUGAUUUUUAAUUUUAUAUAAGCAAUUUUUUAUUUCCCAAUUCAUGUACAAAUCUCAUUGUGUAUAUAGCAUAAUUUCCUGGAGAACAUUUUGCAGUGAAUUCUAAGUAUUUUAAUUGUAGUAAGUAUCAGGUUAGCCUUAGAAAUGUUGGUCUUUAUUUAAAUUAUUUCUUUCACCACUCGUUUUUUUUUCCCACAGGGCAGCAAUAAACAUAUGCAACUUAUUUUUGAAUAUGAAAAAGUUGGUCUAACAAGACAAGAUUUGAGUUUCAGUUCAUUGCUUUAAAGAAAAGAUGCACAAUUAGUAUCAGUAUCAUCUGCUGUCUGGUCGUGGGCCAUUUCUGAGGCCUAUGUGUGGCUCUCUUUAUAAUGUACAGGGUGAACUCUGUUGAUAACACAAAAAACAUCUGUUAAAAGUGAAUCCAGCACUUAAAUGUCAUUACACAGAAUUUAUUGGAUUACAAAUUUGUAAUAUACAGUAUUUUAAUAAAGUUUCUGUAUUCAAUUUCAUGCACUUAUAUAUAAAUAAACCUGUCUUUGAAAGCUUUA